Messenger RNA from Pangasianodon hypophthalmus (striped catfish), 4968 nucleotides. RefSeq names its product FA complementation group D2 (gene fancd2). Gene Ontology annotation, cellular component: nucleus; condensed chromosome. Gene Ontology annotation, molecular function: DNA polymerase binding. NCBI's taxonomy places the organism in Eukaryota, Metazoa, Chordata, Actinopteri, Siluriformes, Pangasiidae. Gene Ontology annotation, biological process: mitotic intra-S DNA damage checkpoint signaling; interstrand cross-link repair; double-strand break repair involved in meiotic recombination. The record is from RefSeq and is a predicted model, not a curated record. The transcript is spliced from 44 exons. The coding region runs from base 301 to 4614 and encodes 1437 amino acids.
UAUAUAAAACAGAUACAAAAGUAAUGUUCUAAUUAUCCUAAGAUGCAGACAGUUUGAAAUAAAUGAGAUUAGAAGCAAGAUUACUGUUAUUUAUGUUUUCGGGUUGAUUUGGAAAUAUAACGACGGUCCCUUAGAAUUUACGAAACAUUGACGCGGGAAUCUUUCCUGAAAUUCGAGUGUGUUUUUAGCACAUAUAGAAGAAGAAUAAUCAAUAAAAAAAAACAAAACAUCCAGCUCGUUACGUUUCCAGCUCUGUUUGUGGAAUACCCUCUGUCCUGUACCUGCCAACAGUAGCUGAGGAUGAUGCGCAAAAAGAAAAGAUCAUCAUCUGUUUCAGUUGAUGAAGAUCCAGCCUCACGGGAUGUGCCCAAAUCGAAGAAAAGCAAGUCAACUGGACGGCCAGCCAAAUCCCUUUCUGCUAGCGUUCCUGAUUCUGUAUUUGGUCACAUGCUUCAGGAAUCAGGUGUCAUCUUGAGGCAAGGCAACAUGGCCAACGAAAUCGCCGUGGAUCAAGUUGUGUUUCAGAAGAGACUACAGCAGCGUUUGAGAAAGAAUCCCAGAUAUCCCAAUAUCAUUCAGGAGUUUAUAUCUGGCUUGGAAUCACACAUUGAAGACCCUGAGAGAUUUAGGAACUGCCUGCUUCCAUGUGUGCCACGUUGUGCAGGCGAGGGAGACACCAGUUCAAGCUCGUUUCAGGAGAGCCUGAUGCGGAUGCUUCUGGGUGUUGAGAUGCUACAGACCCUGGUCAUAAACACUUUGUUUGAGAAGCUUCCCGAGUUCAUGUUUGAGGGUGUUGGAGAGGAUGGUCUGAAUAUUCCACACCUCAUCAUUAAUCAGCUGAAGUGGCUUGAUCGAGUUGUGGAUUGCAAGGAUUUGGGCAGUAAGCUGAUGCAGCUCGUGUCUGUAGCUCCUGUCGAGAUCCAGCGUGACAUCAUCACCAGUUUACCUGAAAUACUGGAGGACUCGCAGCAUGGAGACAUGGCCAGGGAGCUCAAUGCCUUACUCCAGCAGAACACCCAGCUGACUGCACCCAUCCUGGAUGCUCUGUCCAGCCUCAACCUCAGCUCCGAAUUACUGUCUGAGGUCCGUGGUGCUGUUAUGGCGACAGUCGCCGCAGUGCAGCUGGAGGAUCUCCCUGUUGUAGUGAAGUUCAUCUUACACUCCAUCUCUGCUUCUGACGCUAAUGAGGUGGUGUGUGAUUUACGCAGGAAGCUGGAGUUGGAGCAGUGUGUGUUGUCAUCAGUGCUACAGGCCUCUCAGAGCCGUGAAAAGAGCAAAAAGGAAAGAGGGUCCUCCAGUGUCCCAGCAUGCAGCAGUAAGGACAGCGUGGCUCUGGUCCUGGAGGUCAUUAAGUCGGCUGUACGUUUUCAGAAGACCAUCUCUGAGGCCUGGCUCAAGGCUAUAGAGAGUGUCACUGAGCCAGAAGAUCACAAGGUGGUUGAUGUGUUGGUUUUGCUUAUUCUUCACUCCACUAACGCUAACCAGAGUAGACGUGGGGCGGAGAGAGUGCUGAAGGCUAAAGUGCGCGGCGGCCUUAUUCAUGAAGCACUACUGAAUAAGACGUUUAGGGACUACGCUCAGGUGAUGCGUGGGUAUUUUCCCAGCAUUCUUUCCUUGGCACAGGGACUGCUGCGUUCUACAGACUGCUGUGUAGUGCCAUUUGGAGGACACAUUUACAAACAAGCCUUCACUGCCUUUGACUCCUACUGCCAACAGGAAGUGGUGGGCUCCCUGGUCACACACGUGUGCAGUGGCGUGAGUGGAGAGGUGGACGUGGCACUGGAGCUGCUGUGUGAGUUGGUAUCCCAGAAGCCCACAGAGAUGGCACAGUACGCUGUCUUUGUUAAGGGAAUUCUGGACUACAUGGACAACUUGAGUUUUCAGCAGAUCCGCCGUCUUUUCCAUGUGCUCAGCUGUUUGGCAUUUGGACAGGACCAACAUGGCAGCCAUAUUCAGGACGACAUGCACAUAGUGAUCCGAAAGCAGUUGUCCAGUACGGUGCCUAAAUACAAACGCAUUGGCAUCAUUGGUGCCGUUAUGAUGGUGGGGAGUAUGGCAGCACGAAGAGACAGACCUGAAGGCUCUCAGGGAGGUACACUGCCCAAAGACACACAUCGACAGGUGGUGGCACUUCUGGAGUUGGUGCGGUCGUGCAGUGAAGGCUCGGCCGAGGCCGCUGCGCUGUACUAUGAUGAACUGGCCAACCUGUUGCACAACCACAGACUGGACCCGCUGGUGCAGACAUGGAUUGGCAAGGGCGUGCUGGAGGAUUUCCAGGAGGACUUUGUCGUGGACCUAGGACCUGAGAUACCUGGCUCAUUUCCAUUCACUGCCUCAGCUAUGUACAAUCUGGAUGAAGACGAGAGUCAGGGAGGAAUUGCCAUUAACCUGCUGCCUCUAAUGGCUAAGGAUCUGCUGCACAAAGCAGACAGCAGCAGGGACGGCAGGCAUGUAUCUCCUCUGUGUCUGUCUUCGUUCUUCAGACUGCUGAGGCUGUGUGAGGAGGAGGAGCACCAGGGUGAUCUGGAGGAGAUUGAUGCUCUUCUAGGCUGUCCUCUGAUCCUGACAGAUAUGGAGGUGGUAGAGAAGGUUGAGAGUCUGUCUAAGGCAGAGCGAGAGUUCCUCUGCUCUCUACUCUUUUACACCAUCAACUGGUUCAGAGAGGUAGUAAAUGCAUUUUGCAAGCUGAAAGACCCUGAGAUGAAGAUGAAAGUUAUAACUCGUCUUCAGAACAUCACUUACCUGCAGACACUGUUGGAGACAUGCUUGGCAGCCAGCCCUGGAUUCAUUCCUCCUCUAGCUAACUUUGACUGUGAGAGUGCAGAAGUUUUGGCACCUGCUACAUCUGUUGGUCCUGCCAAGAAAGCAAAGAAAGGGAAGAAGAGUAAAGCGUCGGCCAGUAAGAACUCUUCAGCAGACGGCUCGCUAUUGGAGGAGGCUGCUGAAGCUGAUGAAACUCAGGCACAGGACCACCCAGAGAAGGAGGUCAAAGCAGGGGUGAGUCUAUCCUCAUACUGGCCGUACUUCAGGGAGUUGGACAUGGAGGUUCUGAACGUCUUGCAGUGUGGCCUGCUCUCCCGAUCAGUGCUGGACACCGAGCUCCAUAGCAAGGUGAGAGAGGAGGUACAGCUGGGUCCUGCUGAGUUGGUGUUUCUGCUGGAGGACAUGUGGCGUAAACUGGAUUUCAGUCUGGCUGCUGCUCCAGCCAAAAAAGCCCCAUUUCUCAAAGUGAAGGCAGACAGGUCAGUGGGAUUCUCUCACCUGCAGCAGAAAAGCUCCAAAGAUGUUGCCAGCUGUUGUGUUGAACUGCUAGCAACGUUGUGCACACACCUGGAGAACUGUCACAACCAUUUUCAGACCCUCCUGAAUGAAAACCAAGGAGUGGUGGAUGCUCUAGGUGUGGAUACGAAUGUACAGCAGCUUAUGUGCUCAGCUUAUCAGCGCCUGUUGCAGGUCUUACACACAGCAUUUAGCUGGUCUGGCUUCUCCCAGCUGGAACAGAGGCCGCUGUUAAAGAGUGCUCUCAGUGUGCUUGCCAGCCGACUGAAGGAGAAAGAUGCAGACCAAACCCUGGAGCAGCUUAUAAAACACAGUUUUGAGUACCUGCUGAAUUUCCGGAGCACUGUGCCCAGCUUAAGCACGGCUCUGAUCCUGACGCAGCUGCUCAUUGUGCUCAGUCAGUAUGGAAGAUCCAGCCAGAGCUUCUACAGGGAACACACCGCGUCCCUGGCUAAGCAUUUCCUGUGUCAGGAGUGGGUGACAGGAAGUGGAGGGAGGGAACGUGGGAACAAACACAACGAUGCACUCCAGAGUCUCCUCAGUAUCUAUCUAGGACACGCUGAUGAUGUGCUGAAAGCAGUGGAAGAGAUAACAGAAGAUGGGAUUUCAGAGCUGAUAAAUGCUGCUAAAGAUGCCAGCUCUCGCAGCUGGCGCACGCUCAACAGGCAGACUUUCUUGGUGUAUUUUAAAGUUAUGAUGGCAGAGCUGGAGAAGUGUGUACGAAAGAUACCUCCUGGGAAACAGACAGACAGCAGAGAGGUUCAGAGUGAGAAACUUCUAGUGUGGAACUUGGCUGUCCGGGACUUUCAUAUUCUCAUUAACAUGGUCAAGGUUUUUGACAGCAGAGCAGUGCUCAGUGUGUGUUUAAAGUAUGGCCGGCUUUUUCUCGAGUGCUUCCUUAAGCUUGGAAUGCCUCUCCUUGACUACAGCUUUAAAAAACACAAGGAGGAUGUUCAGAGUUUACUGAAGACCUUUCAGCUCAGCACCAGGCAGCUCCAUCACAUGUGUGGCCACUCAAAGAUCCGGCAGGACACAGCCCUAACCAACCAUGUGCCAGCGCUGAAGAAGCACCUUGAGCAGUUUGUGUAUCGUGUUAAGGCAAUGCUCACUCUUAACCAAUGCCAGGAGGCGUUCUGGCUGGGCAAUCUGAAGAACAGGGAUCUGAAGGGUGAAGAGAUUCUCUCACAACGCUCACAAGAAAGUGAUGACGAGGAUGAAGAGUCUUCUCAGCUACAAGAGGGGAACGAGGACGAGGAAAGUGAUGCUGAGGUGAAGGAAAAUGGGCACCAGGAUGCAGAGGAAGUGGAAGAGGAGGACUCAGAUGUGUCAGACUGAUGAGCAGCAAACAACAACUAGUUUUAUACUUUUAUAUCCAUUUACAGUCAAACUUACAUCUACAGACCUAAAGCUCCUUAAAUUCAAUAUCCCAUCAUUUUGAUUUUUCAGCUUGAUAAACUUGUUUUUUAUACAAGACUAAAAAAACAUCUGGGUCAGAAUCUAAACACCUUUCACCCAUAUCGUUAAAACAGGUUUGUAAGAAAAAUGCUUUCACUUUUAAUACUCAAGUGUUUUCCUUGUUUGCUGUUAUCAGUUUUUUUUCCUGUUUGAUUACAUUAUUGAGGUGUGUGUGUGUGUAUGUAUGUAUAUGUAUAUGUAUAUUAAUUUGCCAAUAAAAUGUUGCGUCAUGGA